Messenger RNA from Hylaeus volcanicus, 3186 nucleotides. Its product is annotated as ankyrin repeat and death domain-containing protein 1A-like. The record is from RefSeq and is a predicted model, not a curated record. Gene Ontology annotation, biological process: signal transduction. The transcript has 14 exons. NCBI's taxonomy places the organism in Eukaryota, Metazoa, Arthropoda, Insecta, Hymenoptera, Colletidae. Bases 745 to 2400 code for a protein of 551 amino acids. Gene Ontology annotation, molecular function: protein binding.
UUUUUCUAUAAUUAUUAUUACAGAAUUAUUUUACCCUUCGAGUGCCAGAGGAUAUUUGCCUAGACAUCAGGGAAAUGCCAGACAAUUUCAAGUAAAGAUGAUUGCAAAUUUUUACACAAUACUAAAAAUAUGUUGGACUUCUUUCAUUAUUAAAAAAAUAAAAAUAAAACGUUAUGGGUUUAACAAAGAAGUAGCGUUCUAAAAUAAAAUUCACGAAUCCCAAAGCAGCAUUCCAACGUGAAAACGUUCCCAACCCCUAAUUUAGACCUUUAGAAAAAUGUAAUGGAAGCAUAGAUGUCCAGGUGAAUCGAAAUAAGGGCUGCGGUUCCUGGACCGAAAGCAAAUGGGAGAGACAACGCGCAACAAUGACAACGAAAACAAAGGACAACGAGGAAGCCUCGAAUUUGUACCGCUACGGACGCCUAUCGUAGUCGUCGAACCCACCACCCAGCCGCGCUGCCGUCGACCGAAUAAUAGGGUGAGUCGGGGGCGAAACGGGGAUGAUUCGGGCAGUAGCAUGCCGCCCUUGGUGCCGUGAACGUCGUGGAACGUCGCUCGUUACGGAAACGGAACGUCGACGGUGUCCCUUCUCUCGGCACGUACACCUGCCACCCCUUGCGAGCCUACACGAGGAUCCAGGAAACAACGACACCGAAACCAACCCCCUAAAAGGAACCGAGACGCGUCUAAUAAUUACACGGGCUAACUAAACAUGCGGACGAGGGGAACGUGAAGAGCGAAAAUAUGGUGGACAAAGAGGAAAUAACGACGACACCAUCGCCGGUGAAUAUCAACGAGGCGAUCGAGGGAGAGGUGUUGAAUCAAAAGACUGCUAGAAUACUUAAGAACGACCUUUUGCUACACGAGGCUGUGAUAAAAAACGAAGCGGAGACCGUUCGCAAAGUGCUCAAAGAGCCCGUCGACGUCGAUUCUAGGAACAACUAUGGCCGAGCGCCGAUCCACUGGGCAGCGUCAAGGGGAAACACGGAAAUCAUCGAAAUGCUGAUGCAAGCGAAAUGCGACAUCGAGGCCAGAGACAAGUUCGGCAUGCGCCCGUUGCACAUGGCUGCUUGGUAUGGGCACAGGGACGCCGUGAAGAUGUUAAUCAACGCCGGAGCAAAUGUGUCAGCCGUCAACAAGAAACAAUACACUCUUUUAAUGUGCGCCGCCCGCGGCAGCAACGUCGGCGUAGUCGAGUACCUCGCGGAGGCCGUGGAAUCGUUGAACGGCGAUGCAACCGAUUGCACCGGUGCAACUGCACUUCAUCACGCAGCUAGUGCCGGUCACCCGACUGUGAUAACAGCCCUCUCCAGCAUACCUUGGCUCGAGCUAAAUGUCACGGACAAGAAAGGACAGACACCAAUACACUGUGCUUGCGCGGAGGAACACCUGGAAGCUGUGGAGAUUCUUAUAGGGCUAGGAGCAAACGUGGACGCACAGGACAACGAAGGAAACACCCCUCUUCACGUGGCUACCAGAACGAGGCACACGGCCAUAGCUCAAUUGUUACUAAAGGCUGAAGCUAAUACCGAGCUGACUGAUCAAAUGGGUUUCACUCCCCUUCACGUCGCCGCCAGUCAGGGUUGCAAAGGAAUACUAGACUCGAUGAUUCAACACGGUGCAGAGCUCAAUAAGCAAUGCAAGUACGGAAACACGCCUCUACACUUAGCCUGUCAGAACAACGAAGUAGAAACGGUCGAGAUACUGAUUAACAAAGGGGUCGACCUGAACUGCUUGAACUUGAGACUACAGUCGCCGAUCCACAUCGCUGCAGAGAUGGGCCACACAGACAUAUGUGAGCUGUUGCUUGCAGCAGGUGCGAAUAUCGAGCAAAGAGAACAGAGCGGCAGGACGCCAUUGUACGUCGCAGCGAGAGGCAGUUUUACAGCCAUCGUAGAUAUGAUUAUUAAAACUGCCAGGCUAGACUACCCCGCACCGGAAGCUUCGACGUCCGAGAAGGAAAUUCGAGAUCUGACGCCCGCGAGAAGAAGAUGGCGAGAGGGAUCUAGGGGUGGAAGUAUCUCCAGCAAUAAUUGCGGGCUCCCAGAGCACAUUCGAUCGGUUCUAUGGAAGUUGGCGUACAAACACUUGGGUCCUGAAGAUUGGAAGAAGCUGGCUCUUCACUGGGCCUUCACGCACGAACAAAUUCGCGCGAUUGAGCACCAGUAUACUGCUCCUAUCGUAGGUCCUUCGAGCUACAAGGAGCACGGCUUCCGGAUGCUGAUGAUCUGGGCAUCGGGACUGAGUCCUGACAUCUCCAUAGCAAAGGAACUCUGCGACGCUUUGUCUGCGGUCGACAAAAAGGCUGCCGCGGAAUCGGUUCGCAAACAAUUGGAUCAAGAGAAGGAGGGCAAAGCGAAGUCGAACAAGCAGCGCUGUCACAAAUGCUCCAUCGCUUAAAUGCAACGAUUUUAAUACUCCGCCUGCGAUAGGAAAACAGGUGAAAAACUGUAAGACUAUCAAGGAACUCAAAUCGAUCGCUGUAGUCGGAAAUAAUUGUCGGGGUUCUAGCGACGCUCGUGUUGUGACGUAUGUAUCCGUAUAUAGUCGCCGAUCUUACCUUUUUUACAGUACGACGUUUCGAUAUGAACUCGCGGUUUCAUAGUGAGAUUAUUGUGUAUAGAUACGAAGAGAAUCAACGAAACGUGUUACACGAGUCAACGAAAGCAUUCGAUGUGAGAACUCUCGAAUCGCGGGGCAAAUAAGAUAAAAAAAUAUCACGCGAACGUAUAAAUUUUACAGUCGCGACGUUUCGCGUGGAUUAGAAACGCGUUUGUACAUAUUUUUGGAAAAGUGCCAUCGUCUCUCGACCUGCCUCGAAACAUUUAUUUCGAUUGGUUUUCGUUCUGGUUUCGUAUGGACAAAAUUCGCGUCUAGUUUCCAAUAACGAAUACAAAAUAAAUUGUUUCUAUCAACACUUUCGCUUUGGACACGUAUACGCAUUAAUAGAUUUUCAUAUAAUAAGAUCGUGGAGUUAAUUCGAAAUUCAGCAAUGUUUGCAACAAAACAAGCCGUCCUGUCUCGUUUCAUUCUUGGCCAAAAUCGAACGUACUCUUCGAAGAUCACGGUUCUGUUCGUCGAUAGUCGCGCGAAACCAGGUAUCUGUAAUUAGAAACGUGAAAUACGUACCUUGGAGUAUGAGCGGGCGAUGCGAAGCCGGGCUUUCGAUGUGAUAAAAGAAAGAAA